UCUUUCCUGAUGUUUCUAAAGAUCGACUGCAGGUUUCAGGAAGUCUUGAGGCUUUAACACAGUCUGUGUCUUUAACUGUCUGUCAUCAUUUGGUCAGUAUGGAGCUCAGUCAACUUCCUCUUGUGCUCUUGCUGAUUUCAAACAUCCACUCUGGACAAACUGAAGAAAUACCAAAAGUCAAAGUGAGUAUUAAACCUGAUCAACAUGUAUUCAGAGGAGAGACAGUCACUCUCAGAUGUGACAUUGAUGGUGAAGGAGUCACUAACUGGAAGUACAGCUGGUAUAAAGACGGUUCAGUCAGUGUUUUCAGUGAACUACAGGAACACACAUUCAGUUCUGUUACUGAGUCUGACGCAGGUAAAUACUCCUGUUAUGGAGCAGAGAAAGGAGGAUCACGAACAUCACACAUCAGUGAUGAAGUUACACUGACAGUAUCAGGUGAGUUUGAUCAUCUCUUCAUAAACACACACAAGUUUAACAUGUUAAUGAAAGAUUUCUGUAUUUCAGAUAGACCUGAGGCAGUUUUAAGUGUUUCUCCACAGAAGUGGUUGACUGAAGGAGAUCCAGUGACUCUGAUCUGUGAGGUUAAAGGCUCCUCUACAGGCUGGACAUUCAGCUGGUACACUGUAAAUCUUUCAUCAGACAACAGUCAUCAUUAUGAGCUACUCUCAGACAGCAGCAGAGGAGCUGGAAGAAACUACAUGGUCAGUUAUGUUGAUCAAAUACACACAGGAGUUUAUGUGUGCAGCGCAGAGAGAGGAAAACCAGUCUAUAACACAACCUACAGCAACAAACAGCCACUAUGGGUCACCAGUUUUUCUCCUCCAGUCUCUCUGAUCAUCAGUCCCAGCAGAACUCAACACUUCACAUCUGUCUCUCUCUCUCUGAGCUGUGAGGAACAGAGCAGCUCUGAUAGAUGGACAGUGAGAAGAUACACAGACAGAUGGGGGCUGGAAGAUUGUUUACUAUCACGCUGGGGAUCACAAAAAGGAUCUACGUGUAAAAUCAUGUCCACCGACCCAUCAUACACUGGAGUGUACUGGUGUCAGUCUGAAUCUGGAGAUAGCUAUAACCUUGUCAAUAUCUCUGUGCACAUUGGUGUGAUUUUGGAGAGUCCUGUUCAUCCUGUGACUGAAGGAGAUCCUCUGACUCUACGCUGUUUAUAUCCAUAUAUAAGCCCACCAAUCCUCAGAGCUGAUUUCUAUAAAGAUGGAUCACUCAUCCAGAGUCAAACUCCAGAGAUGAUCAUCUCUAAUGUUUCAAAGUCAAAUGAGGGUUUCUAUUACUGCAAACACCCAGAGAGAGGACAGUCACCCAAGAGCUGGAUCUCAGUCACAGAAGUCUCAAAUGAAUCCUGCUGUAUAUUAUCUCAUUCAGAAUCUCAGAUCUCUGUCCUCCACACACUCAGUUCUGUACUGGCAGUUUGUCCAUAUCUGAUAGUGACAGUCGUGCUGAUCUUCAUGUGCUGCAGGAUGAGAGUUACAUCUGAUGAAGAGGAAGAAACUUCUGUUUGACAUUCUGUUGGGAUGGUGAGAAAUGUCAGCUUCAUCCUGAAUUUCUCUUUAUUCCUCAUUAUCCUAAUCACAAGCUUUUACUUGCCCAGUUUACUUGCUGUAAUGACCACGUAUUGAGAGUGAUAAAUGCAUUUAAAUGCAAGAGUGAAUCCCAUUAGUUAUUGUACUCACUGUGUAAGAAAUACAGAAGUCACUCCGAUUGACAUCUAAACAUUUGCUCUUUCUGUGUAAGCCUGUUUAUAACCACAUCAUUUGUUUAAGCAUGUAUAUUACUUAUUUUAGCCCAAGAUUCCUGACUUAUAUCGCUGCUAAGCUUUGUAGGUUUUUAAAAUGUACCAGUCCAUGUUUCCUUGUUUUAUAUUUAUAUUAUAAUAUAUUAAAUUACAUUACAUUAAAGCAGAUGGUUUGUUAAAUUCUUGGAGUGUGACCUUGUUACUUGAACAGUAAAAGAAAAGGAACAACAGCCUCUUAUUACAAUGUUUUAUCUUUUACAUGCCAAUCUCGAUAUAUUUGUUGACAAGGUUGACAACUGACUUGUGUGGUUUCCAGAGCCAGUGAAUUCACAUGCUUAUUUUUACACAUACUGUUGUUUUGCCUGAUGUGUGAAAAUGCAUGCUAGUGUUGGUGAGAGCUGUCUGUUGUGGAUACAUUGUGGUGUUUUUUUUAAAAACGCAACUGAACAGGAACACAUGGUGUCAAAUACUGAAUAUGUGUUUAAAUAUGUGAAAAUCAAGGAUAGUGUUGAUAGUUCUGAGAAAUCUUCUAGAA
Messenger RNA from Carassius carassius (crucian carp), 2282 nucleotides. RefSeq names its product B-cell receptor CD22-like. Lineage: Eukaryota; Metazoa; Chordata; Actinopteri; Cypriniformes; Cyprinidae. The transcript is spliced from 8 exons. Gene Ontology annotation, molecular function: transmembrane signaling receptor activity. The coding region runs from base 99 to 1514 and encodes 471 amino acids. The record is from RefSeq and is a predicted model, not a curated record. Gene Ontology annotation, biological process: cell surface receptor signaling pathway.